UGAAUCAUUAAAUGGAAACGUGUUUUAUGAGAAAACACAACACUUAACAUUUUAAAAUUAAACACACUGAAUACGCAAACGAUGUGUCAAAAUUAUUUGUUUCUGGUUCGCAGUUUAAUCAGAACCUACAUCUUGCUUUGCUUUGAUAAAUUGCAUUCCUUGUUAUGAGCGAGUGUCAGUUACAAUCAAGAAGAGUGAGCUACGUCUUCUUGUCGUUGUUGAGGAAAUGUCAUUUCCAGCAGCAUGCAUCGCGAUGGCAGCAGCAGCAGCAGCAGACCCGCUGGUUUAUCCUGGUUUCUCCUGCCUGCUAGUGCGCUUUGUCUCGGUGCAGCUUUACUUUUUCAGUAUGUCGAUCGGGAAAUCUCCAUAACAUCGGUCCUGUUCAAGCUGUUUGCUUACUUUUCUUUUUCCCUACUCUGCAUCUUGGUUGGGACCUUUGCACUCCUGAUAAAGCAAAGUCCAACAAGAAUAACCAGAUUUGACACUCUGAAGAAAAAUAAGACACAGACGUUGGAACUGUUAUUCAUUAAAAUAAUGAGACAUCUUUCUGGGCCAGCGCUGGAGUCUCAGCAAUUAAGAAGAGUAGUGAUCUCACACAAUGUGGAUAAAGCUCUUAAAGAAGUGUUCGACUACAGCUACAGGGACUACGUGCUCUCCUGGUAUGUGGGUCUCAGCAAAGAUGAAGGACAGCUGUAUCACAUGCUAUCGGAGGACUUCUGGGAGGUAGCCAAACAGCUCAGAAACCGUCUGUCCCACAUCGACGUCGUCAGGGUGGUGUGCAUCGACACUGUCAAAAUGUUACACACCCACUUCUAUGACCUCAAAGCAGCCAACACCAGACAAGAAGAACCCCCAAAGCUGUUCCAACUGCACCCGUGUUUGAACAGCCCGGAGGAGGAGCUGCGGUUCCUGCGCUCUUGCUCGCGCCUUCUCAUGCUCUACCUCCUUCCCACCAAGGAUGUCCGCUCUCGCAGCCUCAGGGUGGUCCUGGCAGAAGUCUUUGCCACUAAAGUGCUGAAGCAGUUGGUGGAGGUGCUCAGCGACCCAGACUACAUCAAUCGGAUGCUGCUCGCCCAGCUGGAACUCAGGGAGCAGGUGAAUGAACACCACAAGAAGGCCUACACGUACGCCCCUUCCUACGAAGAGUUCAUCAAGCUCAUCAGCGGCAGCUCUGAUGUUGAAUUCCUGAAGCAACUAAGGUACCAGAUUGUUGUUGAAGUAAUUCAAGCAACUACGAUCAGCAGCUUGCCUCACUUGAAGAAGCAGAAAGAUAGCAAAGGUAAAGAGAUGGCUGCAAUGAAGGCAGAUCUGCUGAGGGCUCGUAAUAUGAAGAGGUACAUCAACCAGCUGACCGUGGCUAAGAAGCAGUGUGAGAAGCGGAUAAGGUUGCUGGGGGGCCCUGCUUAUGACCAUCAAGAGGACGGGGCUGCCGAGGAGACAGAGGCCCGCCAGAGUCCGAGGAUUCUUCACUUCAAAGAGAUCAUGUCCAACCCAAAGUUUCGGGAACAUUUCCGCAUCUACAUGGAAAGGGUUGACAAGAGAGCACUUGUUAGCUUCUGGGAGUCGGUGGAGUAUCUGAAGAAUACUAACAAGAAUGAAAUACCUCAACUUGUUGGUGAAAUCUACCAAAACUUCUUUGUGGAAAGCAGAGAAAUUCCUGUGGAAAAGGCACUUUAUAAAGAAAUCCAGCAGACACUUGUGGGUAACAAAGGAACUGGCAUUUUCACCAAGAUUCAGAGUGACGUUUACAAAACAAUGAAGGACAAGUAUUACCCGUCCUUCCUGGUGAGCGACAUGUACGAGAGACUCAUCAAGAAGGAGGAACAGCGAAGUAACUCGCAGUCCAGCUCCGAGGACAAAGAUGAGACGAGCCAUGCUUGUGAAAGCGGUGAGGAGGUGCUGGAUGAAGGUAGCAGCGGGCUUAAUGAGCAGGCCAGCUACGCUGUCAACAAGCUUCGCCUGUUAAACGAGAAGCUGGAGUACAAAAGACAAGCUCUGGGCUCCAUUCUCAAUGCGCCAAAACCUGACAGAAAGAUUGUCUCUAUGUUGAGGGAGGAGAUCAGCACUAUGGAGAAGGAGCACACUGACCUUCAGCUACACAUUUCACAUACAGAUUGGUGGUGUGAAAACCUGGGCACCUGGAGAGCCAUCAUCAAUAGCAACGAGGUUGCUGACGAGAAUGGCGAGCAAAUGCCCUGCUACUCUAUCUGUGUGCAUUUACUUGAGAGCGACGAGUCUAAAAACAAUAGCUGGACAGUUUCCAGAAGGUUGAGUGAGUUCCAAACUCUGCACAGAAAGCUCACUGAGUGUUUCCCAUCCUUGAAAAAAGCACAAUUACCCUCCCUCAGUAAGCUGCCAUUUAAAUCUGUUGACCAAAAAUUCCUGGACAAAUCCAAAAACCAACUGAACACAUUCCUGCAGAAAAUGCUUUCCGACAAGAGGCUGUGUCAGAGUGAGGCUCUGUAUGCCUUUCUCAGCCCUUCGCCACAGCACCUAAAGGUCAUCGACAUCCUGGGAAAGAAGUCCUCCUUUUCACUUUCGUCCUUCCUGGAGAGGCUGCCAGGAGAUUUCUUCUCUCACCAAGAGGAGGAGACUGAAGAUGACAUUGACUUUUCCGACUACGUAGAUGAGCUUGAUGGGAAGAAAGACCUGCUUGCUGAACCCUGUUUCAUGCUGAUUGGAGAAAUCUUUGAGCUUCGGGGAAUGUUUAAGUGGGUCAGGAAGACACUAAUUGCACUAGUUCAAAUAACGUUUGGGAGAACUAUUAACAAGCAGAUCCGUGACACAGUAAACUGGAUAUUCAGUGAGCAGAUGCUUGUGUACUACAUCAACAUUUUUCAAGAUGCCUUCUGGCCAAAUGGAAAACUGGCAGCCUUUACAAGACCCAGAACAGAAAUUCAGCGCCAGGAAACGAAGCAAAGAGCACAACAGAAGCUACUGGACAACAUCCCAGAUACUCUACAGAGCCUUGUUGGACAGCAGAAUGCCAGGCAUGGGAUCAUCAAGAUAUUUAAUGCACUGCAGGAAACGAGUGCCAACAAGCAUCUCCUAUAUGUUCUCUUGGAAUUGUUGCUUCUAGAACUUUGUCCUGAAUUGAGAGCUCAGCUUGAUCAACUCCGAACAGGCAGGGUCUAAGAAAGCACAGUAUAAGUAUACUGUCCAUUAAUUGAACAAUAUGUCUAUCUGUACCAAUAGACAUUAACUGUAUUAUCCUCUUUUUACAGAGGAAUAAACUGAGUACAUGUCAGUGUUUUUUAUUUAUUUUUCCUGUUUUAUCUGAACUACCACUAUAUGAACUGACUUGAUAAAGCAAAAUGGUAAAGAUCUGCUUAAAAUUCUUUGUUUUAAAAUUUCUCAUCUUGUUAGUUCGAAAAUUUGAUAAAGUUCAACUGCCAAUAUAUGUUGUAGGAAUCCAGGUUCUAAUUUAUUGUUAAUAGUUGUGGGCAUAUGAAUGUUGUACUCAUGUUAAACCUCCACAAAACUCUGAGCAUUCCUUACCCUUUAUUGUGUUCAUUAAAAGCUUUAUUGUGCAAUA
Messenger RNA from Acipenser ruthenus (sterlet), 3535 nucleotides. Its product is annotated as sorting nexin-25-like. Gene Ontology annotation, molecular function: phosphatidylinositol binding. The record is from RefSeq and is a predicted model, not a curated record. NCBI's taxonomy places the organism in Eukaryota, Metazoa, Chordata, Actinopteri, Acipenseriformes, Acipenseridae. Gene Ontology annotation, cellular component: early endosome membrane; intracellular membrane-bounded organelle. The coding region runs from base 244 to 3135 and encodes 963 amino acids. The transcript is spliced from 19 exons.